AACUGAAAGGUCAAGUUAAUACACAGAUGUCUUCUGUGGCUCAUAACUGGACGGCAAAUCGUGCCAUUGACGGACGUGUUGGUCCAGAUCCUGGUACAUGUCACUGCUGCAGUGGAACGGAAAAUUCUCAGCUUUCAUGGUGGAGGCUUGAUUUAAGCCAAAAAAUUUCGAUCAAGUCGAUUAUCAUUUACAGCAGGGACGAAGAAAGUUAUUACCAAGACUUGAAAGGCUUUCAGUUAUAUCUUACAAACAACACUGCGCAAGACUCAUCCGCCAUAAAUACCAAUACCAAUACAAACAUUACUGGCAACACCUAUGAAAUUAAUGUACCAAACACUUUGGCAAGAUAUGUAACUAUAAAGAGACUAGGGGUGCUAACAAUAUGUGAGGUUAUGAUCUUUGAAGGAGAGUGCGGGCUUGGAACAUAUGGUGAAGAAUGUAUCAAGGAGUGUCACUGUGCAGACAACAAACCGUGCAAUAAAGAAAGCGGACAGUGCCAAACAUUAAUUUGUAAAACAGGCUGGAAUGGAACAGCUUGCAACCAAGGAUGCCCACAAGAUAGAUUUGGUGACGGAUGCAAAGAACGCUGUUUUUGUGCAGAAGAUACCUGUACAACUAGCUACGGUGCAUGUCCUGGCAACUGCAGGCAAGGGUAUCACGGUCCUCAUUGCAACAUAGUAUUAGAGGGGAAUGGUGUUACUAAACAAAGUGAGAAUAAUUCAAACAAAGUUGCAACCAUAGGAGGAUCGGUUGGAGGAUCUGUCGCAUUUCUUAUAAUUGUGAUUGCUGUUGUAUACCUAUUCAUAAGAUAUCGAACAAAAUUAAGAUAUAAAGAUGAACACAAAAAUGACUACACAACUCCGUCAGCUUUUACUCAACAGUCAGAGAACUCAGAUUACGACACGCUAGAAACUGUACAAGUAAAUAUAGCGCUUAACAAACCCACAUAUCAAGAUGGUACACUGACCUACCCUGAAGAUAACCGCAACGCAAUUUGGUCAUCAGAACAUGCUGUUGAGGGGAAGAAAAAUUGUGUAAGACAAGCAACAUACAUUGACUACAGCGCAACAGCUCUUAAGGCAGAGCCUUGGUGGCAGGUUGAUCUAGGCGGUCUUUACAAUAUAAAGAAAGUCAUGGUAUACGGACAACCUGAAAAAAACCCAAGUCAGCUGAAGGGAUUCCGAUUAUAUCUUUCGGAGGUAAACCAAACUAGCAAGGAGACAUUAGUGUAUGAAAAUAACAGCACUUAUCCUGAUCAUGGAAUUUUUACAAUAAAUCCAGAAAAUAGGUUAUCAGUGUCAUCUCGUUACGUCACAAUUUAUUUACCAAAUACGACAAACAGUAACCGAACCUACCCAGGCCCACUUGUGCUAUGCGAAGUGGAAGUUUUUAUUUCGGCUUUAAACAUUGCUCCCACAGUCUCACUCAGUAGAUCUUCCGUACUGUCAUAUGAUAGCCAUAAUUACAGUGAAGUAAACGUUAUAGACGAGAAUCAUUUAUCGGACCCAGAUAAAUGUGAUUGUUGUUGGUCUUCAGCUAUUGAAUAUAAUCCAUGGCUUGAAGCAGUAAUACCCUUCAGGGCACCAGUGUUGACUAUCAAUGUUAUUGGACGAACAGAUAAAGCAUUGAAAGCAAAUAUUACAAGAAAUCUGACUGGGUUGAAAAUAGAAGUUGAUAGCACCAUGGUGCCGGACAACCGGAUACUGUAUAACACCAGAAACAAUUCAGUAACUAUAUAUCCACAGACCGCAACAGUGCAAAAAAUAAACUUUACGAGACCUGGUAGUAUUGCAGACUGGUUCCUUAUCAUUUGCGAGAUUGAAAUCAAUGUAAUAGCUUGUGCAUCCGGACAGUACGGUCCACUGUGUGAAAAUUGUGGUAAAUGUAAACUUGGUACAGUCUGUAGCUCCACAACUGGUAUCUGUCCUGAUGGUUGUCAGCCGGGUUUCACUGGAGACAAAUGCGACUUGAUGGUGUGUCAAUGCGGGAAGAUUUGCAAGAAUCAUCGAAGACUGAAGAUCCAUCAGACGAAGAGCGGCUGUCGGUCACGUGAAAAACAUCAGCAACGCAUAGGUUUACCUGGUGAGACGGGGGAGAUAUCUAGUCUGGUGCCAAACCACAGUAUUAGAAGUCUCUCAGCUCCUGUAUUUUCAAUGGCCAGAAGCGGGUCUACGGCGGAGGUAGCACAGUCGGUAGACUACCUCUUGAGUUUGCAGGGCAGUAUACAGGAUAUUGUCCCUGAGGAGCAAGAUAAUGAUGUACCAGACACAGAAGAGGACUCGCCAAUAUUCGGGCUGACAAGUAGCAGAGACGACUCUCCCAUAUUUGGGUCUAGUAACACCCAAACCAGUGACAGAGUUACAGCUGCAGAAGCAAGCGCCGAAGGCCCAUUUACCUUCCCAGAAUCAUGGCGUACAUAA
Mercenaria mercenaria is the source of this 2420-nucleotide messenger RNA. RefSeq lists its product as uncharacterized. The record is from RefSeq and is a predicted model, not a curated record. NCBI's taxonomy places the organism in Eukaryota, Metazoa, Mollusca, Bivalvia, Venerida, Veneridae.